GCAAUACAGAGAAUAUAUAACCCUGGUGUCCAAACUCGUCAGGGGAGUAGACUGUGCUCCUCAGAUGGCUGACUUCUUUGAAUUCACACAAACGAUACAUCCACGAGGUCAUCCGUACAAACUGAAGGAACACCAUGCCAAGGUGCUGCUGACCACCGGCACAAGCGAAAUUGCUUUUAUUUUUUUUAAAAUUGUGGCUAUGAAUGGGGUUUCACGACCGCAUUCAGCACGAGCUCUUGCCGAAUCAUGGCUUGAAAACAAUUUUGCCAAUGGUAGCUUAACCCUUAUCGAAUACCACGAAAGAAGACAUCAGUUGGCCGAAGCAAUCAGACUUGGAAUAGACUCUGGUGCAACAAAAACUGAAAGUAUACUAGGCACCAUUAAAAGUCUUUACCACGACAGUUUAUUCCGUGGACGCUGGUACUUUGCGUCUGUUGAUUGUGACCACUUUGCAUCUGAAGCAUGGGAGCGCACUUUUGCUUGUUCAUAUCGAAACACUCAGGUUAUCCUUUCUGCGUUGUUCCGUUUGCCUGUUUAUCGAGAACGCCUUUUUGGUUCCAUAUCAGCAAUGCCUUCAAUCUGGAAGUUGCAAACUCUGCUGGAAUCAGCGUGGCAAAGUGGAUUUGACCCCGUGGGUCGCAGUCAGAUAGCAGACAUAUUGUCUUCUGCAAAUCCAUUGUGCGAUAGCACUGUUUGGCUGGGCGGAACAGAGGUGGCUGCUCUUCUAGGCUAUCUCGGUGUGAAGUGCUGUAUCGUGGACUGUCCAGAGUCGCACCAAAAGGACGGUUAUCAGAAAAAUCUUCUGAAACAUCUCUUAGAAUACUUUAAAUUAUCAUUGAUUACCUCCGGAUCGUCAACUACACCGACAGUUCAAACGCUACCUGUAUAUCUUCAGUAUGAAGGUCACAGCCUUGUUGUAGUUGGUAUCGAAGUAGACAGUUACGACCAACCGACUGCUCUUAUGUUACUUGAUCCGAAUGUUUCCACAGCGUCGAUGCAAUCCCUAACAGAGGCGCUGGUUAACGAACGAAUAGGACAAAACCAAUCGAUUUUUAUGCCCCCAGAGGGUGCUUUGUCCACAAACUGGAGUCGAGUUAUGGGAGUUAUGCGAAUGGAU
This is a messenger RNA of Dibothriocephalus latus, 1117 nucleotides long. Lineage: Eukaryota; Metazoa; Platyhelminthes; Cestoda; Diphyllobothriidea; Diphyllobothriidae. The record is from the annotation of a GenBank genome assembly.